GUUUGUUUUAUAUGUUUAUUUCAUCAAAAUUCUUUACUGUAUUAAAAUAUGAUCGAGAGUAAUGAUUCUCAGGAUGCACAUACAGUUAAUGAAAACUUUGCACAGAUAUUAAGAGAAAUGUGUACAGAUGCCAAAGAAUUAUACGAAUGUAAUCAGAAAAGAAAGCGUGAAACGGAGACCUUGAAAAAGGUUUACACAAAACGAAUUAAAUUUUAUACAUGUACAGAUUUUGAACCAAAAUUAGGAGUUCAUGUUCAAGAAUUAACAACGACUGCAGAGAAUAUAGAAUCAAAAAUUCGAUCUUAUGAAAGAUUAUUGAUUGAAAAGGCAUUAAAGCACAUUAUGCCAUUAUAUGAUACAAAGGAUAUUUUAACACUUCCUACGAAAGAAGAUAUGGAAUCAAGACUAAAAAUAAGCUUAUUCGAGCUUCAAAUUGAAAAUUUGGUCGAGAAACUAACACCCUUAUUCAGCAGUAAAUUAGAUGCCUCUGAAAAGAGCGAUUUCGAAAAUAAUCUUGAAGAAGCAAAAAAAUAUUUACUAAAAUAUUUUGAGGAAACAGAGAAUGAAAGCAAAGAAAAAUUCAAGGAGUUGGAAAACUUAAUGAACGAUUUAAAUAAACAAAUAGAAGACCUUGUAUCAGAAGACAGCAUGAAUCAAUUAGUAGAAAGUACGGCAAGAGAGAUGCUUGGGUUACCUUCAUUAAAAGAAAUAGAAAAAGAAUAUCAAAAAUUUGAUAUCAAACGAUUAGAAAAAGAUGCAUUGCAUGACCUUUUAGGCAAGCAACUCAUCUAUCAAAUCACAAAUAAAAUGUUUUCAAAAGAUAUUAUAUACCCUACUACAACAGAUAAUAAAUCCCUUCAGGCAAAGAAUUUAGCAAAAAUCAGGAAGAAUCAUCAUGAAAGAAAUAAAGUAAAAGCAUCAAUCAUAAAGAUAGAUAAGAUGGAAAAGGAAACGAAUGAUGUCCUGACAAGCUUUGAAAAGAACUUAAAUGCAGAUUCUAUUCAGUAUUUAUUUAAGAAUUUAGAUCAUAUUAACAAUAUUACAAACAAUCAUCAAGAAGUUCUAGAGUAUAUAAAUGCACCUAAUGGGGAAACUAGUAUAGAACAUACUUGUUUGCCAGAUAAGGUGAAAGACUAUCUACCGCCUUCUAUCAACCUGUAUAAAAGAGAUUAUCGUUUAAGCGAGAGUUUAGCAAGAACAAUAGCCCAGUAUACAGAUCUUUAUUAUUUCGCUGACUUGAGAAGACGUAUUGACACCUUGGAGAAAAAGAUUUAAUUAACGUUUAAAUCAUUAUAUUUGGCUUAUUAUAAAUAUUAACUCAUUUAUGUAUCAGUAUAUUGUACAGCUUAUACAUGUAAUAAAAAUGUAAUCAGCAUAUAUACAUACACUUAUAUUACGUAAUAUAUGCAUUUUACUUGAAC
Molecule: messenger RNA, 1421 nt
Organism: Cokeromyces recurvatus
Lineage: Eukaryota; Fungi; Mucoromycota; Mucoromycetes; Mucorales; Mucoraceae
Exons: 5
Coding region: 49-1275 (408 amino acids)
Source: RefSeq, a predicted model, not a curated record